AUGGCGGAGGAGGCCAAGUUGGAGGCUCAAGCAGAUCGAGUGGCGGAAGUUGUGUCAUUGAGCAAGGGCUUCCAAGCCCUGGAGGAGGUGGUGAAGAAGGACGAUGCCAUGAUGAAGCAGGCACAUGCCUACAACCGUCUAUCCACGGCAGUGCUCAGCCUUGAGGACGCGCUGCUCCGUGGCGAGGCAAAGCAAGAGCUCGAGGCGGUGAAGCGUGCGGCGCGCGAGGCUGGCGAUGCCUUCGUGCUCAAGCUGCUGGAGGGCUUGCCGGCCUCGGUGGUGGACCGACUGGGCCGCAUCGAGCCUGUCCCCACGGAGUCGGGUCUACGACAGAGCCUUACGGCGCAGCUCGCCGACUGGGCCACAGCGGCUCUGGUGCCGCCCAACUCAGGGCUGCUGGGGGAGCUGCUGGGGCAGGCCUUCCGGCAAGUCUACGUGCUGGAUGGGGAAGAUGUGAGGAUGCCGGAGGAGACAGAGACGGCAAAGAACUUGCGGGUCUUAGGCAGCGUGGCGAAGAUGGAGAACGUUGCGGAGGCCCUGCCGCGGCUGGAGGGCCUCAGCGGCAGCUGCAAGAAGCGCGCGGCCGCCGCCACCUCCGCGGCACGGGAGGUGCUGCAGCUGAGGUGGCGCCGGAACCGCUUCACCGCGCUCAGGGGGAACUUGCUCAGCCCUGAGGAGAAGCUCGCCAAUUACGCGGCACGCGGGGAGGAUCCCAACAAGGACAAGGAGUGGGAGGAUCUCUUCGGCCCUCGAAGCCGGGACCUUCGCAUGGGCUCACUGCAUGGGUCGUUCGCCCGCGCACCCAUGAAGCGAUGUACCUUCGACCCGGUUCAGACGCCUCUGGCUGUGACCUGCGAGUUGGACCCGCAGGACUUCGCGAAGCGCUGCCGCGUGGCCGAUGACCCGGCGUCGCCCGACGACCUUCUGAAGCAGUCGCUGCUUCGCUACGUGAGGUGCGGGCGGUACAUUGAUCGCUCCGGCAUCGGCGACGAGGUGCAGGACCCCGCGGCGCCGCACGAGCCUUUGGAGGGCAGCUACCGAUCGCUGCUGCAGACGUUCCGAGGGCUGGCAGACGCGACGGCCGUGUAA
Messenger RNA from Effrenium voratum, 1089 nucleotides. The record is from the annotation of a GenBank genome assembly. NCBI's taxonomy places the organism in Eukaryota, Dinophyceae, Suessiales, Symbiodiniaceae.